CUGCAUAUAAUAUUGCUAAAAUGAAUAAAGAAGUCACACAUAACUUUAUAUCUAUGUUUGAUGAACCUAACAAACCUUUAUGGUCAAAAAUUAAACCUGAUUUGUCAACUUAUCAAUUAACAGGUGUAAUGACUCUAAAAAAAUCAAAUUCUUCAUCUACUAAAAAAGGGAACUUUUUUAUAUCCAAUGACUUUCUAGUUGAAGUGGAAAAUAAAAUGUACAAAAGACACAUUGAUCUUAACAACAUUAUCCUAGAAAAUACUAAUAAACUUGCUACUUUUAAACUUAGCAGAAAUAAAAAAUCCAUCGAAUUUACGUCUAAUGAAUCAGAAUUUUUACAAUGGUUUCAAUUAAUAAAAAAAUAUGCUAUUCAAAGAACUUUUAAUGAAGAUUAUAAACUUUUAAAAGUAUAAGGAUAAGGCAAUUUUGCUAAAGUAACUAUAUAUAUUAUGUAUAGGUCUACAAAGCAAUUGGAAAAGACAAUUUUACAUAUGCUGUAAAGUCAUUUGAAAAAAAGAGCUUUAAAAAUCUUAUUUUAGAAAGAGUAUUUUAUUUUAUAAUAUAUUAUAGGAUGCAUUGAAAUUAGAAAUCAGCAUAAUGAGAAAAAUAUAAUUUCCUGGAAUAAUCCGAUUAUAUGAAGUUUAUGAAACAGAGCAUAAUAUAUGGUUAGUUACUGAUUAUUUAGAAGGAGGAGAACUAUUCCAAUAUCUAAGAAAUCAACCAUAAGGAUUUAAUGAAAUUUAAGUUGCUUUAUUAAUGCAUAAUUUACUGAAUUCUUUAGAUUAUUUGCAUCAAUAAGGAAUAAUUCAUAGAGAUAUAAAAGUAUAUAUUAAAAAACAUUUAUUUAAGCCAGAAAACUUAAUACUUCGAUCUCCACUUAAUGCAUCUGAUGUUUGCAUAGCAGAUUUCGGACUUGCUGACUAUUAUAAUCCAGAAGGAAGAUAUUUAUUCAAAAGAUGUGGAACACCUGGAUAUGUUGCACCAGAAAUCUUACAAGAGAAAAAUUAUGAUUAUAAAGUAGAUGUGUUCAGUGCAGGAAUUUUAAUGUUUAUAAUGUAACUAAAAAUCAAAUUAUUUUAAGGUUGAGUGGUCAAUCUCCAUUUUAAACUAAAUCUAAAAAUGAAUUAGUCAUUAAGAAUUAUAAUUGUGAAAUCGAUUAUACAGUUAACAAUUUAUAACACAAAAUUACACCUGAAGGUAAAAUCUUUUUUAAUAUUAGCAUUGUAGCUCUUACAGAUUUUAUUAUCACCUAAUCCUUAAUAUAGACUUACUGCCAAAUAAGCAUUAAGUCAUCCUUGGUUUGUUAAGUGUUUUACACCUGUUUUCUAAAUACCUGCACCUUAACUUUUUAUUCCAACCAAUGUUAUUCCUCCAUUUUAACAUUUUGCUGAUAUUUAUGCUAGAAGUCCUAUCAUGAAUCAAUUACUUAGUCAAUCUAUAUCCAGCCUUUCUCUUUCUAAUUCAUCAAGUAAUUAAUCUUAAAUACUUUAGAUGUAACACCUUUAAGAACAUAAUCUAAUUCAUUAUAAGUUCAAAAUUUACAAAAUAAUAAAAUUGAAGAAGACCAUUAAGAUUUUGAAGUUAUCCUUGAAGAAGUCUGCUAAAUUAAUGAAAUCAUGAAAUAUUCUAUCAAUACUUAACGUAGACAGCCACCAAAUUAAUUAAAUAAAUAAAUUUGAUGCUUUUGUAGUACCC
Molecule: messenger RNA, 1695 nt
Organism: Paramecium sonneborni
Lineage: Eukaryota; Ciliophora; Oligohymenophorea; Peniculida; Parameciidae
Source: the annotation of a GenBank genome assembly